AUGGUAGAAACAUCUGAUGUUAAUACCUUUGUGGCUACUGUGGCUGAUUCAUCCAAGAAAGUAACGAUUGACUCAUCACACCCAUUUUUUCUUCACCCCUUAGACUAUCCAGGAAUGAACCUGGUUUCUUCAGUUUUUGAUGGCAAAAGUUAUGGUGUUUGGCGUAGAACUGUUGUGAUAGCUCUUUAUACAAAGAACAAAUUGGAUUUUAUUGAUGGAACCAUCUCCAUUCCGGAUGAAAGCUCUGGGCUUCAAAGUGCUUGGUCAAGAGGAAAUGACAUGGUCUUGUCUUGGUUGCUUAACUCUCUAUCAAAGGAGAUUGCAGAGAGUGUGCUUUAUUCUCACAAUGAAAAGGACCUAUGGAAUGAUUUGGAAGACAGAUUUGGUCAAACAAAUGGAAAGAACUUGAAGACUCACCAAGACCAGAGGUUGUUGCAGUUUCUAAUGGGGCUCAAUGACACCUACAUAGGGGUGAGAAGCAAUAUUCUAUUGUCUUCUCCUUUACCCACUAUUGGGCAAGCCUACUCCCUCGUGAUUCAAGAUGAAAAACAAAGGGAAAUUCAUGCUAACCCUGCUCAUCCAGUAGAUUCUUCCUCUUUCAUUGCAGCCAACUAUGCAGGAAAUGAUAAGAAGAUGAAUAAUAAUAGAGGACAGAAAACAGAUUUUGAUGCUAAGAAAGCAGGACUUAGAUGCGCUUACUAUAAAAAGGUUGGUCACAACAUUGAAAAGUGCUACAGGCUCUAUGGAUUCCUGCAGAUUUUAAGUUCACAAAGCAGAGGAGAUAUCAAGAAGGAGUUCAGGUUAACAGUACUUUUAACACAGUUGGAAAAAGUGAGCAGGGAGGUCCCUUCACUGAAGAGCCCUACGGAGAUUGGUAAAGAGGAGGGAGGACUCUACAUCCUCAGAUCAAGACCUUCA
This is a messenger RNA of Nicotiana tabacum (common tobacco), 918 nucleotides long. RefSeq lists its product as uncharacterized. NCBI's taxonomy places the organism in Eukaryota, Viridiplantae, Streptophyta, Magnoliopsida, Solanales, Solanaceae. The record is from RefSeq and is a predicted model, not a curated record.